Messenger RNA from Lathyrus oleraceus (garden pea), 851 nucleotides. Its product is annotated as heat stress transcription factor B-2a. The transcript is spliced from 2 exons. Lineage: Eukaryota; Viridiplantae; Streptophyta; Magnoliopsida; Fabales; Fabaceae. Gene Ontology annotation, cellular component: nucleus. The record is from RefSeq and is a predicted model, not a curated record. Gene Ontology annotation, molecular function: DNA-binding transcription factor activity; RNA polymerase II cis-regulatory region sequence-specific DNA binding. Gene Ontology annotation, biological process: regulation of transcription by RNA polymerase II. The coding region runs from base 143 to 766 and encodes 207 amino acids.
AAUAAUAACCAACCUUCCACGGUACUAGUAGCUUCCUAUCUACCAAGUGGUAACUUAAAUUUUAAAUUAAGUGCUUCUAUAUAAAUAAGCAAGUUUGUGUAGAAUAUAACUUGUUUUGGCAACACGUAGAAAUACAUUGAAGAUGUGCGAAAAAGUGAUAGAGAUAAACUUUGGUGAUUCAUUAAGCAAUUUAUCCCUUAAGGCAUCAUCAUUAAAGUGUCCUCCACCAUUUUUGUUGAAGACUUAUGAAUUAUUGGAAGAAGGUAGUGAAGUUGAAGAUGAGAUGAAAAUAGUGUCAUGGAAUGAAGAAGGAAAUGGUUUUGUUGUUUGGUCUCCAGCUGAAUUCUCAGAGCUUAUCUUGCCUAGAUUUUUCAAACACAACAAUUUCUCUAGCUUUAUUCGACAAUUGAAUACUUAUGGGUUUAAGAAAAUAUCAUCUAAAAGAUGGGAAUUUCAGCAUGAGAAAUUUCAGAAGGGUUGCAGGCACAUGUUGGUUGAAAUCAGUAGGAAAAAGUGUGAGCCAAGUGUGUUUCCUUCAUACCUCAAAUCUUGUUCAGAGGAAAAUGGAAUGGCUAAUAAUUCAUCGGUGGAAGAAAAUAAUGAUAAUAAUCAUGAGCUACUUAUGGAGGAGAAUAAGAACCUAAAGAAGGAGAGAAUGGAGUUGCAAAUGCAAAUAGCUGAAUGUAAGGCACUUGAAAUGAAGUUGUUGGAGUGUCUCUCACAAUGUAUGGAUAGGCAACAAAAUAAAGUUAGGAGAUUGUGUUAAUUGAUUACUUAUUUAUGAAAAGAGAGAAGAAGAAAAAUGUGUUUGUUAUCAUUCAAUAAUUAAUGCAGGCAUGUUUUACAUUUCA